Messenger RNA from Meloidogyne enterolobii, 165 nucleotides. NCBI's taxonomy places the organism in Eukaryota, Metazoa, Nematoda, Chromadorea, Rhabditida, Meloidogynidae. The record is from the annotation of a GenBank genome assembly.
AUGGUUGUCCUCAAAACCAAUGGAAUUAUUCAGUCGAUUGGAAUGAAGCUUAAUGAAGUUGACCAAGAUUUUGGACAAAAAAUUCAAGGCCUUGAUCAAGCUAUGCGUAAGACUGAUAAUAAAUGUAAUAAUUUGGAAGACAAGAUUGCGAAGGUAUUAAAAUGA